Messenger RNA from Phycodurus eques (leafy seadragon), 2129 nucleotides. RefSeq names its product glycogen synthase 2 (gene gys2). The transcript is spliced from 16 exons. Lineage: Eukaryota; Metazoa; Chordata; Actinopteri; Syngnathiformes; Syngnathidae. The coding region runs from base 9 to 2129 and encodes 706 amino acids. Gene Ontology annotation, biological process: glycogen biosynthetic process. The record is from RefSeq and is a predicted model, not a curated record. Gene Ontology annotation, cellular component: cytoplasm. Gene Ontology annotation, molecular function: alpha-1,4-glucan glucosyltransferase (UDP-glucose donor) activity.
AUUUUAAGAUGCCACUGUCACGGUCUUUGUCGAUGACAUCUUUAAGUGGCAUACUGCCAGCUUGGGAGGAAGAUGAGUUGCCCGUGGAAGACCUGCUGCUCUUCGAGGUAGCCUGGGAAGUCACCAAUAAAGUCGGUGGAAUCUACACUGUGAUCCAGACCAAGGCCAAGAUCACUGUGGACGAGUGGGGGGAGAACUACUUCAUGCUGGGGCCGUACUUCGAACACAACUUUAAGACACAGGUGGAGGCCUGCGAGCCGCCUUUUCCUGCGAUCAGGAAGGCCAUGGAUGCUCUGAUCCAAAAUGGCUGCCAGGUUUAUUUUGGUCGCUGGUUAAUUGAGGGUAGUCCCUACGUGAUCCUUUUUGACAUCGGUUCUGCCGCUUGGAACCUGGACCGCUGGAAGGAAGACCUGUGGCAGACCUGCAACAUUGGCCUGCCGUACCAAGACCGGGAAGCAAAUGACUCCCUCAUCAUAGGAUCUCUCAUAGCCUGGUUCUUCAAAGAGUUAACAGACCAGCUUGGAGACAAGCCCAAUGUCAUUGCUCAUUUCCACGAGUGGCAGGCAGGUCCAGGGCUCAUUCUCUGUCGCUCUCGGAAGAUACCCAUGGCGACCGUCUUCACUACUCACGCAACUCUUCUGGGACGAUACCUCUGCGCAGGGAACGUUGACUUUUACAACAACUUAGAUAAGUUCAACAUCGACAAGGAGGCCGGUGAACGUCAGAUCUACCACCGCUACUGCUUGGAGAGAGCUGCUGUUCAUUGUUCUCAUGUCUUCACAACAGUCUCGCAGAUCACUGCGGUGGAGGCCAAUCACAUUCUACACAGGAAGCCAGAUCUGGUGACUCCUAACGGGCUGAAUGUAAAAAAGUUCUCAGCCAUGCAUGAGUUUCAAAACCUGCACUCCAUCAACAAGGCUCGUAUUCAGGAGUUUGUCAGAGGACACUUCUAUGGACAUCUGGACUUCAACCUUGAUAAAACACUAUUCUUCUUCAUAGCUGGGCGCUAUGAGUUCUCCAACAAGGGAGCAGAUCUUUUCCUUGAGUCACUAUCCAGGCUUAACUACCUGCUCAGGGUCCACAGAAAUGAUGUGACAGUGGUAGUUUUCUUCAUUAUGCCAGCUAAAACCAACAAUUUCAAUGUGGAGUCCUUAAAGGGGCAAGCUAUACGCAAACAGCUCUGGGAUACUGCUCACACUGUGAAAGAGAAGUUUGGGAAACGGCUGUAUGAUGCACUGUUAACCGGCAAGAUCCCUGAUAUGGACUCCAUUCUGGACCGAGAUGACUUCACCAUUAUGAAGCGGGCCAUCUAUGCCACUCAGAGACACAGCCUCCCUCCAGUGACAACCCACAACAUGCUUGAUGACUCAACGGAUCCCAUUCUCGCGAACAUCCGACGGAUCGGCCUCUUCAAUUCCAGAAAUGACCGUGUUAAGGUAAUCUUCCAUCCUGAAUUCCUAUCCUCUACAAGUCCUCUGCUGCCAAUGGACUAUGAGGACUUUGUCCGUGGCUGCAACCUUGGAGUAUUCCCCUCCUACUAUGAGCCAUGGGGAUACACACCAGGUGAAUGCACUGUAAUGGGCAUUCCCAGUGUGACGACUAAUCUUUCUGGUUUUGGGUGCUUCAUGGAGGAACAUGUAUCAGACCCUGCUGCCUAUGGUAUUUACAUCGUGGACCGGCGGUUCCGUUCUGCCGACGAGUCCUGUAACCAGCUGACUCAGUUCAUGUUCAAUUUCUGCCAACAGUCACGGCGUCAGCGCAUCAUCCAGCGCAACAGAGCAGAGAGGUUGUCCGACCUGUUGGACUGGAGAUACCUAGGACGGUUCUACAUUCAUGCACGCCUCCUUGCACUCAGCAGAGCGUUCCCUGACAAGUUUAAAGUGGACCCCAUGGCGCCUCUGAAGACGGAGAGUUUCCGCUAUCCCCGGCCAUACUCAGUGCCCCCCUCUCCCUCGGUCUCUGUCCACUCCACACCACACCACAGUGAUGUGGAGGAGGAGGAUGAUGAUGAUGAACCAUACGAUGAAGACGAGGAGGCCGAAAAGGACCGACUGAACAUAAAGGCUCCCUUCAUCCUAGGUGCUGCGACAAAAGGCAAAAAGAAACAACCAGGAGAAUCAGGAAACUGA